Molecule: messenger RNA, 378 nt
Organism: Nymphalis io (European peacock)
Lineage: Eukaryota; Metazoa; Arthropoda; Insecta; Lepidoptera; Nymphalidae
Gene: Obp3
Exons: 3
Coding region: 22-378 (118 amino acids)
Molecular function (GO): odorant binding
Source: RefSeq, a predicted model, not a curated record
UAAGACAAUCCAAUAGCAGCAAUGGUUCAUAAAACUUUGAGAGUCACGGCUCGUUCAUGUAUGGAAAAAAUUAAUGCUACGGAAUCUGAUCUGAUGGAUCUUCGCAAGGAUCCACCAUUCCCGCAUAAGGCUGCAUGUAUCGUCACCUGUUUAUUGGAAAAAAUAGGUAUCGUAAAGGACAAGAAAUUCUCAAAAUCUGGUUUCAUGGUCAUCAUCACUCCGCUCGUCCUUCAAAAUAAGAAGAAACUGGAUCACAUGAAGACUGUCUCCGAGAAUUGUGACAAAGAGAUAAAAGCCGAUGACGAUUCUUGUAAACUUGGUAAUGAAAUACCCCAUUGCAUUUUUAAGUACGCCCCCGAACUACAUUUCAAGAGUUAA